AUGGAGCUUUCGGCAAAUUGGAAGAAGCUGAAAGCCACCCUCAGCGUCGAAGCACCAAAGAAGACGUUACCACAACAGUCUUACCACGAGAGGAAGAUUCUAAAGCGGAAACGGCCCGUCGAAAUUGGCAAAUAUGUUGCGCUUGACUGUGAGAUGGUUGGUGUUGGGCCACUGCCAGAUAGAGAAUCCGCACUCGCUCGAGUCAGCAUUGUCAACUUCAAUGGCGAACAAGUCUAUGACUCUUUCGUUAAGCCGAAAGAGCUUGUCACCGACUGGAGAACGCCAGUAAGCGGAGUUUCAGCAAAAGAUAUGCUGGAAGCCCGCUCUUUUGAGCAAGUUCAAGCCGACGUUUCCAAAAUUCUGGAUGGUAACAUCCUGGUCGGGCAUGCGGUUCGCAAUGAUCUCGAUGCACUUCUUCUUGGUCAUCCUAAACGCGAUAUUCGUGACACAGCGCGCCAUCCACCAUUCCGCAAGUUGGCGGGUGGUGGCUCUCCAAGGCUGAAGAUUCUUGCGGCGGAAAUUCUAGGGAUCGAAAUCCAGAGUGGCGCUCAUUCUUCCGUACAGGACGCCAGAGCUACCAUGUUACUCUUUCGUCGAGAGAAAGAGGCGUUCGAGAGAGAGCAUGCCAAGAAAUGGCCUACGCAGAACGGCAGCAAAUCACAAAAGCCGCGGCAGCCCAAAAAGAAGAAGAAAAAGCGUUGA
Molecule: messenger RNA, 702 nt
Organism: Endocarpon pusillum Z07020
Lineage: Eukaryota; Fungi; Ascomycota; Eurotiomycetes; Verrucariales; Verrucariaceae
Exons: 2
Coding region: 1-702 (233 amino acids)
Biological process (GO): rRNA processing; ribosomal large subunit assembly
Cellular component (GO): nucleus
Molecular function (GO): 3'-5' exonuclease activity; nucleic acid binding
Source: RefSeq, a predicted model, not a curated record